Molecule: messenger RNA, 1670 nt
Organism: Effrenium voratum
Lineage: Eukaryota; Dinophyceae; Suessiales; Symbiodiniaceae
Source: the annotation of a GenBank genome assembly
UUUUCGUUGCCCGUCUCGAUCGGAGAGAAGCCAAAGAUCCAGAGGUAAAUCUCGUGACGCCAUGGCCUGUACUUCGCACCACUGCCACCUCGUGAGACACCCCCAUGCCGUCGUUCUCAUCGUUUUGAUGGUCGUGCUGUGGUGCUUCACGGCGUACUUGCUGCUUCGCACCAUUGGCCUCCGACGCAUCUUCGCGAGUUGCAAAGAUUGGCUUCUGGACUUGCUCAACAGCUUGAGCAACAGGUCUCUCAGCGGUCCUUUGGAAGCCAAGAUCUCCGAGUACCGCCUGCAAUGGGUUCAGCAGGGCACCCUCGCCGCAAGCUGCGGCGUCGCAUGCGCCGCCGUGCCGGUGCUCAUCCGCUUCUUCUUGUUCGACUCCGUGGGCCCCGCGCACAAGAGCUACAUCAUUUGCGGUUUCUGGGCGCUUCUGAUGGUGAGCCAUAUGUUAGUGAAGCACCGCAGAAGCGUCGUCUGCAAUGUCGCCUACGUUGCCGCCAUGAUCCUAUGGAGCAUCUACGCUGCCCCAUUGCUGAACCAAGACAACCUGGAGAUGCACGUCUACGUCCUAGCGAUCACCUUUGUGGGACGCACCGCCAGCCUCUGUUUGGGACCUUCUCGGCUUCUCGUGGUUGUGUCGAACCUGGCGCACGCCUUGCAUAUGACCCUCACACAGGAGGACGACCAUGGCAAAAUGGUGGAGCUCUCUCUUAGCCUCGUGCUCAUGGUGGCGUACUGCUUCGUGCGGAGGCUCGCGGACCUGCAGGCGGCGUCGGGGUUGGCGCUGCUGGAGGUGCAGGCGGAGAAGCGCGCCUUCGUGAUGCUUCUCAGCUCUGUGUGUGAUGCAGUGGUCGAGCUAGAUGAGGACCUCAAGAUUGUAGGCGACAGCCGGCACUUGCACUGCUGGCUGCUCCACGGGCGAGAAGGUUCGCCCGAGGACGAGGAACUCCAACAGUUCGUCAAGGAGACCGACCGCGCGUUGUUCCUGAAGGAGAUUCGUAGAGAGCGUCAGGGCAUUACAACGGCGGCGGCCUUUCACCUGAAGAUGCGCGACAGCGCAGGCACCACCGUCCCAGUCGAGUGCUUCCACGUGCGCUUCCAGUCCACCAUCGGAGAGCGGCACUUGCUGGGGAUGCGUGAAUAUGGGGAGUCCUGCCUUCAAUCGACCCAAUCGACCUCCAGUACAGCUGUGCCCGCGAGCCAUGUCGUGGAGUUCGAUCCUUUCUCCUGGAAAUGCCGGGGCUUCUCGCAGGCUUUCCAGUGCCUUUUCCCUGAGUCCCGGCGCCGGAUCACGGAGUAUUUGGCGCCCCACUGCCGGGAGCCCUUUGAGAAGAAGGUCACCGACAAGAUCAACCGACUCUCCUACUCGGAUCAGCACACGGACAGGGUGACGAUGCAGCUGCAAAUGAUGGGUUACCCGCCUUGCUCCUGCCAGCUCCUUCUCAGUAAGCAGGAGGGGCACAUGGUGGCACAGCUCGUGCUGAACCUCUCGUCCGCUGACCUCUCCGAAGUCUCCGAAGCCCGCGUGGAUCGGAAAGAAGUUCGCCGUGAGAGCGGAUGCAUUCUGCAGAUACACGAGGAGUCGAAGACUUGCACGGCGCUGUGAGUCCGAGCUUCGUUUCUGAAACCUGCGAGGGCGGUGUUUUUUUUGGUUCAGGUUCUCAGGCACAACG